This is a messenger RNA of Clupea harengus (Atlantic herring), 2934 nucleotides long. It is a transcript of the gene tpp2, whose product is annotated as tripeptidyl-peptidase 2-like. Gene Ontology annotation, molecular function: tripeptidyl-peptidase activity; serine-type endopeptidase activity. Gene Ontology annotation, biological process: proteolysis. The record is from RefSeq and is a predicted model, not a curated record. The transcript is spliced from 20 exons. Bases 101 to 2797 code for a protein of 898 amino acids. NCBI's taxonomy places the organism in Eukaryota, Metazoa, Chordata, Actinopteri, Clupeiformes, Clupeidae. Gene Ontology annotation, cellular component: cytosol.
CUGUUCCUUUAAAAAUUCUCCCCAGUGUCUUGCAGUGUGUCCGUACCGGCGUUCCUGCUUCACUGGUUUAGCAUUGUUUUUAUCGUCUCUCGGUCCGAUCAUGGCUUCUCACUCCAUUGAAGAACCAUUCCCUUUUCAUGGGCUUCUUCCCAAAAAAGAGACUGGUUCUGCGUCUUUCCUUACAAGGUUUCCCGAAUAUGAUGGAAGGGGUGUCCUUAUCGCCAUACUCGACACCGGCGUGGACCCCGGGGCCCCGGGUAUGCAGACGACCACCGAGGGGAAGCCCAAGGUGAUAGACAUCAUUGACACGACAGGCAGUGGGGAUGUCAGUAUGUCCACUGUUGUGGAGCCAAAAGAUGGGACAGUGGUGGGCCUGUCAGGAAAAACACUCAAGAUCCCUGCUCUCUGGGUCAAUCCCUCUGAAAAAUAUCACAUAGGUAUCAAGAGUGGCUUUGACUUCUUCCCUAAGGCACUGAAAGAGAGGAUACAGAAAGAACGAAAGGAGAAGAUGUGGGAUCCAGGACAUCGAGCUGCCCAGGCAGAGGUUAGCCGUAGGAUGGAGGAGUUUGAUCAGGCUCACCCAAACCCUUCACAGAUGGAAAAACUUCAGAAGGAGGAGCUACAGGCCCAAGCUGAGCUAUUGGCUACAUUAGAGAAGAAAUACAGUGACCCGGGUCCUGUGUACGACUGUGUGCUCUGGCAUGAUGGGGUCACUUGGAGGGCUGUUGUAGAUACAACAGAGAAUGGGGACCUGGAAUCUUGUACAGUCUUGAGCUCCUAUAGAGAACGGCAGGAGUUUGCUACCCUUGGUGAUGCUGAGAUGCUGAACUACUCCAUCAACAUCUAUGAUGAGGGAAACACGCUUUGCAUCGUCACUAGUGGAGGUGCUCAUGGAACACAUGUGGCAAGUAUUGCAGCGGGACAUUUCCCUGAUGAGCCCGAGAGGAAUGGCAUUGCCCCUGGUGCCCAGAUUCUUGCCCUGAAGAUUGGGGACACCCGUCUCAGCACCAUGGAGACAGGGACAGGUCUUAUCCGUGCGAUGAUUGAGGUGAUCAACUAUAAGUGCGACUUGGUGAAUUACAGCUACGGUGAAGCCACACACUGGCCAAACCAAGGGAGGAUCUGUGAGGUGAUCAAUGAGGCUGUGCAGAAGCAUAAUGUGCUGUUUGUGUCGAGUGCUGGAAACAACGGACCGUGUCUGUCCACCGUGGGCUGUCCAGGGGGAACCACCAACUCUGUGAUCGGUGUGGGAGCAUACGUCACGCCUGACAUGAUGGUGGCUGAGUAUUCUCUGAGGGAGAAGCUCCCACCCAACCAGUACACAUGGUCUUCCCGUGGGCCGAGCACCGACGGAGGCCUUGGAGUCAGCAUCAGUGCCCCAGGCGGGGCUAUCGCCUCUGUCCCCAACUGGACCCUGCGUGGGACCCAGCUCAUGAACGGAACCUCCAUGUCUUCUCCCAAUGCCUGUGGCGGCAUUGCUCUGGUGCUGUCAGGUUUGAAGCAGAAUGGCAUUCGCCCCUCAGUAGCCGCUGUGCGACGAGCUUUAGAGAAUACUGCUCUGAAGGUUGAUGACAUUGAGGUCUUUGCACAGGGACAUGGCAUCAUUCAGGUGGACAAAGCAUUUGACUACCUCAUUCAGCAUGCUUCUCUGCCUACCCACAAUCUGGGAUUUGCCAUUUCUGUGGGCACGCAGCGUGGCAUUUACCUCAGGGACAUCGUCCAUGUGGCCACGCCCUUUGACCACAGUGUGGGUAUUGAACCAGUCUUCCCUGAGAACACAGAAAAUUCAGUGCGCAUCUCCCUCCAGCUGCACCUAGCGCUCACCUGCAAUGCAUCGUGGGUCCAUUGUCCCUCCCACCUGGAGCUGAUGAAUCAGUGUCGCCAUGUGAACGUGCGCGUGGACCCCCAGGGACUGAGGGAGGGACUGCACUACACAGAGGUGUGUGGCUAUGACACAACAGCCCAAGGUGCAGGCCCCGUCUUCAGAGUGCCUAUCACAGUUAUAAUCCCUGCAAAAGUACCUAAUGGCCGUGGUCCAGAGAUGUCUUUCCCUGAUGUCCACUUCAAGCCCGGCCAGAUCCGCCGUCACUUCAUCACGGUCCCUCAGGGGGCGUCCUGGGCAGAGAUCACGCUAACAUCACACUCGGGCGACGUGUCGUCUAAGUUUGUUCUGCACGCUGUGCACCUGGUCAAGCAAAGAGCCUACAGAGCCAACGAGUUCUACAAGUUCUCCUCUCUGCUGGAAAAGGGCUCUCUCACUGAGGCUUUCCCCGUGCUGCCAGGAAGGACGGUGGAGGUGUGUGUAGCACGCUGGUGGGCCAGCUUGGGUGAUGUCACCGUAGACUAUACCAUCUCAUUCCAUGGACUGACGACCACUCCCUCUUCCCUGCACAUUCAUGCAUCUGAAGGUAUAUCCUCUUUUGAGGUGGCGUCACCACUGCGCUAUGAAGACAUCUCGCCCAGUAUAACCCUAAAGAACUGGGUCCAGCCUCUGAGACCCACUAGUUCGAAGACUAAAGCUCUGGGUGCUCGUGAUGUGCUUCCCAACAACCGUCAGCUCUAUGAGAUUGUUCUCUCAUACACGUUUCACCAGCCUAAGAGUGGAGAGGUGACCCCCAGCUGCCCGCUGCUGUGUGAGCUGCUGUACGAGUCAGAGUUUGACAGCCAGCUUUGGAUGCUCUUUGACCAGAACAAGAGACUCAUUGGAUCAGGGGACGCAUAUCCACACCAGGUACAAAAACUAAAACAACACAAUUUGGCCCGAGGUAGUCGGCGUGCCAAAAGCCCCUGGCUGUAACCUCAGAGGAGGCACGAUCGUGCCCUGGAAGUGACCAUGGAAACGCAACUGGCCUUGUCAGGCACUAGCUCACCCGGAUUUGGCCCAUUGAAACAAAUUUAGCUUUUACUUAAUUUAAUUUACUAGGUAGCUAGAAA